Aspergillus mulundensis is the source of this 1509-nucleotide messenger RNA. RefSeq names its product mitochondrial 37S ribosomal protein mS29. NCBI's taxonomy places the organism in Eukaryota, Fungi, Ascomycota, Eurotiomycetes, Eurotiales, Aspergillaceae. Gene Ontology annotation, molecular function: structural constituent of ribosome. The record is from RefSeq and is a predicted model, not a curated record. The transcript has 2 exons. The coding region runs from base 1 to 1509 and encodes 502 amino acids. Gene Ontology annotation, cellular component: mitochondrial small ribosomal subunit.
AUGACUUCCGCUUUUUGCUCGGGCUGCUUGACGCAGCUUCGCCAGACACCUCGCGCCAUUUUACCACCGCCGUCCACAGCAGUGCCCCGAACAGCGGCCUUCCACACAUCCGCCCCUCUCCAGAAGGUGGUUCAGAAAGCCAAGGCUUCGGGAUAUGAGGGUCCUAGGUACCGUGUUGGGGCCAAUGUCAAGAUCAAGAAGAAGGGCAGACCCCAGGAGAAGUCGCGUCCUCCGCCCCCCGGAGAGCGCAAAGCCCUCCGCAAGCGGAUUGUCCUCAGCAACCCGAAUGCCCUCGAGGUCGAAGGGAUGCAGGAGCUCAACGGAGAAACGAUGGUGGAUUCACGUCUUCGCGGCUCAGUCCUCGCUCUCCCCGUGCCGAUGAUCGAUCAGUUGCGAGCUGUCCAGGCGUUCAAGACUAGCCAGGGCUGGUCGAUUUUCCGCCGCCCCGGGACGGUUUCGCGACGGGAGACAUUGGAGAUGGGUAGACUGUUUGAUCAAAUCUCCAACGAAAGCGCGGGCGAUAGGAGUUCACUGAAGAGAAUUAUUACCGGGCAGAGGAAAGCGGGAAAGAGUGUUCACUUGUUGCAGGCUAUGGCGAUGGGAUUCACGAAGGAGUGGAUUGUUGUUUCUGUUCCGGAUGCACGGGAUUUGGUCGUCGGGACUACCAGCUACGCGCCGCUGUCUGAGGCCCAGCCCAACUUAUAUGUCCAAAACGCGGCAACGGCAGAGUUGCUAUCUCGUACUGCCACUGCCAACAAGAAAGUUCUUUCUAACCUCCUUGUCUCUCAGGAGCAUGCCGCCCUUCCUACUGUUAAGCCUGGCAUGACUCUGGAAGACCUCGCGAAGUUCGGUAUUCAGGACCAAGCGAACGCAUGGCCUGUUUUCCAGGCGCUGUGGGCAGAACUUACAGCAACGUCCGCGACGCCUGGCCUUGAGAAGCACUUUACUCCCCGUCCUCCUACACUCGUGACUGUUGACGCUGUCGGCUACUGGAUGCAGAAUACCGCUUACCACAGCAUUAAGCAUGAGCCUAUCCACGCUCAUGAUUUCGUCUUUGUGCGACACUUCCUCGACUUGUUGAAGCCUGGCAAAGGAAAGUCUGCCCUGCCCAACGGCGGAGCCCUUCUUUAUGCCACCUCAUCCUCCAACAACCCGUCCAUCUACGCCUUUGACGUCGCUCUCAAGCAAGCUGCAGCUCGCCACGCUGGCGUGAACCCCUCAUCUUCCGAGUUCCCUCUCCCCGAACCAUACAGCAAACCUGAUACCCGCGUUCUCGAGGCUCUCAACUCGCCGAAACCUACCGUUUCCAAGGAGGGUAUGCUGAACGUGCAGGAACUUGGUGGGCUGACCAAAGAGGAAGCCCGCGGCUUCCUGGAGUACUUUGCCCGCAGCGGUCUUCUUCGGGAGACGAUUAGCGACGAAUGGGCUAGCGAGAAGUGGACGCUGGCUGGUGGUGGCGUGGUUGGAGAGCUUGAGAAGCUGGGCAGACGGUUGCGUGUGGCUGCAUAG